Molecule: messenger RNA, 1356 nt
Organism: Rhodotorula toruloides NP11
Lineage: Eukaryota; Fungi; Basidiomycota; Microbotryomycetes; Sporidiobolales; Sporidiobolaceae
Product: syntaxin 16
Exons: 6
Coding region: 1-1356 (451 amino acids)
Biological process (GO): intracellular protein transport; vesicle fusion; vesicle-mediated transport
Cellular component (GO): membrane; endomembrane system; SNARE complex
Molecular function (GO): SNAP receptor activity; SNARE binding
Source: RefSeq, a predicted model, not a curated record
AUGGCGCGUGUGCUGUCCCCGGGAGAGCCACUGACCCGCUCACGAACGUCGCUCUUCCUCUCGUACCGCGACUCGUCCAUCCGACCUCCUUCAACUCCCGCAACGCCUUACCCGCGCUACUACGAAGACGACUACGACCUGGACGAUGAGGAGGCGGGCUUGCUCGUUCCUGGUGGAUCGAAUGGCGAACAAGUCAGGCGCGGCAGUGCGAUAGGCUUGGCUGCGACGAGGAGGGCGAGUGGGGCGGUCCCGACAAGGAGAGGGAGUGUAGGAGGACAGCUGCCGCCUAAGUGGGUCGACGUGGCGGACAAGGUCGACGAGGUGAUCCUCCAGGUCAAGCCGAAGAUCGCUCAGCUUGACAAGCUUCACGCGAAGCACCUCUUGCCCGGCUUCAAGGACCGAACCGCCGAGGAGCGCGAGAUCGAGGCGCUCGCAACCGCAAUCACCUCCGACUUUCGCACCUGCCAGUCCUCCAUCCGCCUCAUCGCCGAACAAUCGCAAGCCCUGCUCGCCUCGCGCGCAACUUCCGCCGCAGACGCAGAGAUGAAGCGGAUAGACCUCAUCAUGGCGGCGAAUGUACAGACGGCGCUGGCGACCAAGGUGCAGGAAUUGAGUACGGGGUUCAGGAAGAAGCAAGCAGAGUAUCUGAGACAACUCAAGGGAAACGAGUCGCGCGCUGUCGAGCGGCAAGCGAAGUCGACCUACGACCCGCUCGUCUCGCUAGCUGACGACGAACAAGCUUCCCGCUCCGUCCUUUCACCCAGCACCCCCUCUCUAGCCCAACAGCAACUUUUCUCCUCGCCUGCUUCCGCCUCGACCUCCGCCAUUGACCAACGCACCAACGAGAUCCACAACAUUGCCCAGUCGAUCGCCGACCUCGCAGACAUGUUCAAGGACUUGUCCAGCCUCGUGAUUGACCAGGGCACGCUGCUGGAUCGCGUGGAUUACAAUGUUGAGCAGAUGAGUACGGAUGUGAAGGGCGCGGUGCAGGAGUUGCAGCAGGCAACGAGGUACCAACGACGCUCUGGCAAGUGCCAGCUCAUCUUCCUCCUCGUCCUCGCCAUCCUCGCCUGCCUCAUCUUCCUCACCUUGCGCCCGUCCCGACUACCGUCCUCGUCUCCUGCGACACCUGCACCCGCAGCGGCGACAGGCGAUGGUCGAGCUUCGACAGAGGAGAUAGCACAGGCGAUCAGCGACGAGUUGAGCGGGGGUGUGAGGCGACGACGAAGAGCGGAACAAGUCGACGAAGGCAGGGCGGAAGCAAGUUUGCGGCGAGGGGGCGAUUUCGACGCGCGCUGGAUGCGGCGGAGGCGGGGGAAUCGACGUCGGAUAGGCGUGGUCGAUGGUGUGGAGUAG